AUUAACUGCACAUGUGACUUUAUCCACAGUACGGGUAAUUAUGUAAGUCUGUAACAGAGCUUAUGCAUUAUUCGAGCUUCAAACUCCAAAAAAAAGCCACUCCAAUUGAGGACACAUUGAUUGAACUCGGAAUACGAAUACUAAAGUUUACAUACCACCAAGAACUGUACAUACCUCCAGCUACCUAGGUAUCUGGCUGGCUGGCAACUUCGUCCUUGUCAAUUGUGCGCAAGCACGAUAUUUUCCAUUUGCUCUUUAAUGAAGUUCAUAGUUUAAAAUACCGCCAACAUGCGCUGGUUACCUCUUCUACUUUCUUUUGCGCUUCCUUUGGGGUCCUUCGCUGCCAAGAAUCCCUCUACGGUCGAUCGAUUUAGUGAAUUUCACACGAAAGCCCAGGCCUCUUCCCCGUUAAAGCUUGCCGACGCCUCCUACAAGAAGCUCACAUCCGCUCCCCGAGACUACUCUGUCGCCGUAUUGUUGACCGCUUUAGAUGCGCGCUUUGGUUGCCAACUUUGUACUGAGUUCCAGCCAGAAUGGGAUGUGUUGGCAAGAAGUUGGACUAAGGGCGAUAAGAAUGGCGAAUCUCGUCUGAUCUUUGGAACUCUUGAUUUCUCUAAUGGGAGAGAUACUUUCAUAUCCCUCGGUCUUCAAUCUGCUCCCGUUCUUCUUCUAUUUCAGCCCACAACUGGACCGCAUGCCGGCACCACUCGCGAUGCCAUUCGCUACGAUUUCAGCGGACCGCAGUCUGCCGAGAAUGUGCACGUAUGGCUCUCUCGGCACCUGCCUGACCGACCUCACCCUGCUGUGAGCCGACCAGUCAAUUACAUCGGAUGGAUAGUAUCUAUUGUCAGCACUCUGGGCGUCGCAGGUGUUAUUUUCAAGGCCUGGCCGUAUGUGCUCCCCGUCAUCCAAAACCGCAAUGUUUGGGCAGGCUUGAGCUUGAUCGGUAUUCUCUUGUUCACUAGCGGCCAUAUGUUCAACCAGAUCCGAAAGGUGCCGUAUGUAGCUGGUGAUGGACGUGGUGGCAUCAACUACUUUGCCGCGGGGUUCCAGAGCCAAUUUGGACUCGAGACACAAAUUAUUGCUUUCAUUUACGGUGUCCUUUCCUUUGCCACCAUAUCCCUAGCAAUCAAGGCCCCAAGAACUCGGGAUCCUAAGUUCCAGCAACUCACAGUUAUUGUCUGGGGAGGUGUCCUGGUUCUUAUGUAUAGCUUCCUACUAUCAGUUUUCCGGGUCAAGAAUGGCGGCUAUCCUUUUAAGCUACCUCCCUUUAUGUAAAUCUACGCAAGAUGAUGAAUAGAAGUGGGAUGGCUACCUACUGGGUUCCUAGGUGGUCUUGGUGUCUGACCAAGAGGGUUGCUUUAAUGCAAGUGCGAGACACGCGGGAACGAGCAGGGUUUAGUUGAGUUCCCCAAGAUAGGGCUAGACAUGAUUAAGAAUAACACGACGAAUAUCCCGUAUUUUGAAGCAAGCAAAUAUUUGGGCCAACAUUGAAGGUCUAGGCGCUGAUGUUUUCGCUCGUCUGAACGUUUGUUCCUAGUAGCAUUGUAGCAAGCUAGCUAGGGCGUAUUACACAGAUCCAUUAUGUUGUGUUCGUGCUUGUACAAAGUCGUACUAGGUAUGUACAUUUGAAUGAUCGCGGCUUUCAAUCUACGUAGUACAACUUUGUAUAUGUUAAGUCUGACAUACUAGGUAUGGUAUACAUCGUGCAAUGUUUUAUAAUAUCAUUUGACGAAUACUACUAUUGAUAGUCUCCAAUGGUACCUGAUAUGAAUAAUAUUCAUGAUGGGCUGGCUUAGGAAAAUGAUUAUCGAGGAGUAAAUGAUAAAUAAUCGACGGAUCCAUUUAAUAAGGCGAGACGGGCAACUUCAAAUGUUGUACUACUAGUAGUAGGCAAG
This is a messenger RNA of Hypoxylon fragiforme, 1898 nucleotides long. RefSeq lists its product as uncharacterized. The transcript has 6 exons. The coding region runs from base 289 to 1278 and encodes 329 amino acids. The record is from RefSeq and is a predicted model, not a curated record. Gene Ontology annotation, cellular component: oligosaccharyltransferase complex. Lineage: Eukaryota; Fungi; Ascomycota; Sordariomycetes; Xylariales; Hypoxylaceae.